Molecule: messenger RNA, 2520 nt
Organism: Bolinopsis microptera
Lineage: Eukaryota; Metazoa; Ctenophora; Tentaculata; Lobata; Bolinopsidae
Product: long-chain-fatty-acid--CoA ligase 1-like
Exons: 18
Coding region: 9-2150 (713 amino acids)
Biological process (GO): long-chain fatty acid metabolic process
Cellular component (GO): membrane; endoplasmic reticulum
Molecular function (GO): long-chain fatty acid-CoA ligase activity
Source: RefSeq, a predicted model, not a curated record
CUAUUAGGAUGGUGCACGGCACGUUAAGAAACAUAAAGGAUGUGGAGCUACAUCUAGAUGCUAUCCUGGUGGGAGCAGCAGUCACAGGACUCUACCUCUGGUGGAGAGCUUGUGAUAGCAAACACAGGAUGGUCGUACCUUCUCCUUGCUCCUUACCUGUGGACGGUGUCGAGACACACAGAAAGAGUAUAUUUGACGAGGAUGAGACUGUUUUAUCCAGCACUAAGUCCUCCAUAACUACCAUUAGGAACCUGUUCGAGGAAGGACUCGAAAUCAACCCCUCGGGUAAACUAUUCGGUUACCGAGAAGGAGCUAGUCCCUAUAGGUGGAUAUCCUGGACAGCAGGGGACAGACAGAUACAGGACUUCAAUGUGGGCUCGUUCAGCUGGGUCUACAGGCUGGGUCUACAGGGUAAGUGGGGGAGGGGGGACAGACAGAUACAGGACUUCAGAUGUGGGCUCGUUCAGCUGGGUCUACAGGGUGGCCAGGAAACACUGGUGGGUAUAUUCGCCAAGAACUCGCCUCAGUGGCACAUGACAAUGCAAGCGGCGACCGGGAACAGUAAUAUCGCAGUUCCCCUCUACCUAACACUAGGAGACAAAGCGAUGAGUCACAUCCUGAAAGAGACUGGCCUGACUGCUGUGGUGUGUCAAAACAGCAGUGUGGAGAGGUUGCUAGAGUUCGUUACAGAAGGGUGCAAGAUAACAACCGUUAUCUCAGUAGGACACGUGACCGACUCUUCUACUCUCCACAAACUGAGCUCUCUCAAUAUAAAGUGUCUGGAAUGGGACGAGGUCAGAUCUCUGGGCUCCAAAGUUACCGACUUUAAGUCCUCUCCACCUACUGCUGACGAUAUUGCUAUUAUCUGUUACACUAGUGGUACUACAGGUAAACCGAAGGGAGCCGAGCUAACCCACAAGAACAUCGUGUCCUGCAUGAAGAUGCAGUGGAGACAACUCUGGAAGUUCCAGGGCAAAUUCAACAAAGAAGAGACUGUUAUUUCCUACCUGCCCCUGGCGCAUGUGUACGGCUUUGUUGCGGAGUGUAUUGUACUGUUUGUGGGUGGCAAGAUUGGGUAUUCUAGAGGUGACACGAAGUUAUUGCUGGAUGAUAUCCAGGAGCUCAAACCCACAAUAUUCCCGGCGGUACCCAGAGUACUUAACAAAGUGUACGAUAAAGUAAACGCUCAGCUCGACCUGAAACCCUUCGUUGUCAAGAACGCGUUUAACUAUGGAGUUGGGUGUAAAGUAGCGGAGGUGGAAGGGGGGAUUGUGAGGAACGACAGUGUAUGGGAUACACUCUUCUUCAAGAAGAUACAGGACAAACUAGGAGGGAGAGUCAAGAUAAUAAUGAGCGGAUCAGCCCCCAUGCAAGAUCACGUGAUACAAUGGUUCAGAGCUGUCAUGGGAACGAACAUAGUGGAGGGGUACGGACAAACCGAGACAUCAGCUGCUUCUUCUAGUUACCUUCUUGGAGAUACUGUACCAGGUCACGUGGGAGUGCCAGGACCACAGUGGCAGAUAAAACUGGUGGAUGUUCCGGAGAUGGGCUACUUUGUUAAGGAUAACAAGGGAGAAGUGUGCGUCAAGGGACCGGGAGUAUUCCAGGGUUACUACAAACAACCGGAGCUGACAGCAGAGGUGCUGAAGGAGGGGUGGCUGUACAGUGGGGAUAUAGGCACCUGGACACCUGAGGGCAGACUACAACUCAUCGACAGGAAGAAGAACAUUUUCAAACUGUCCCAGGGAGAGUACAUCGCCCCGGAGAAGAUUGAAAUAGUUUAUGAACGAUCUCCCUACGUUUCACAGGUCUACGUUUACGGAGAAAGCAUCAAAUCAUCGUUAAUAGCAGUCGUGGUUCUAGAUGAGGAGUAUCUCUCGGCAUCUCACCCUCAGGAAUUCGCAAACAUUCCUAUUUCAGAGCUACCAGAUUCCAAGGAAUUUACAGAUUUCGUUCUUGAUUCGAUGCUAAAAUUAGGCAGCGAAGAACUCAACAGUCUGGAACAGGUUAAAAGAAUAAAGCUGCUCCCAGAAUCAUGUGCUUUUACCAUCGACAACGAAAUGCUCACCCCAACAUUCAAGAAGAAACGACAUAACAUUCGGGAGAAUUACAGACCAGUUCUUGACACUCUCUACAAGGGAAUAGACUAAUUAAUCCAUUUAUCAACAAAUUAAUCAAAAACAAACAGACAGAACUAUUCUCUCAACGACACACUGAAAAUCAUCGUUGUUAAUGAUUACAUUUCAUAAAAGUCCGACUGGAAGUGAUUUCAGUAUUUCACUGAUAUGAUCAAUCGUCUGAGAGAGUUGGUAAUUAGAUUUACUACUAUACAACACAUUAAAUGCUUAAUGCGUUAUUUUUAACCGAACAUAUAGAACAAUAAUUAUAACUCAUUUGUAUCUUCAUUGUUUAUGAAAAUGACAAUUUUUGUCCAAUAAGAAGGUUCGUGACUAAAACACUUUUAUACAUUGGUAUGCUAAUGAUGUUUUUAUGUUUUCAUUAUCAAACUGCUAGUGAAAA